UCUGCUUUGCAUGGUCUGAGAGAUAAGAGUCCUCAACUUCUGCACAGCAGGCCAGCAAGAUAAGCUGAAGGAGAGGUGGCAACACCAUGUCCCACCCUGUAUAAAGAAAUUGAGCAAACAACUUUGCAAGUGGAUAAUUUUUAAAGAAAGUUGAAGGAAGGAGCCAUCGCCUACCAGAGCAAGCAGGAGGUGAAGACCUUCACGCUACAGGGAACUAGACAUGGGCCAAGGUCUGAGCAUCAAAAAAUGUGAUUUCAAGAUCACAAUGAACAACAAUAACCACCACACAGAAGAAAUCAGCACUGAAAGGCUUAUGGUGAGGCGCGGGCAGCCAUUCACCAUCACUGUGAGCUUCUCAGCUCCAAUACGCAACUACCUGCAGCAGCUGAAGAGGACCCUCCUCAUAGUACAGACAGGAUCACAUCCUUCCAAAGCAGAUGGAACCCAGACUGAGUUUCCCAUCUCCAGCCUGGGAGACCAGAAGCAGUGGAGUGCAGCACUGGAAGAACGGGACCCAUGCUUCUGGACGAUCUCUGUGAACACGCCUGCCAAUGCUCCCAUUGGCCAGUACGCUUUGCUUUUACAUGCGUCCAAGUCUGACUGUCACCUGGGCAACUUCACCCUUCUCUUUAAUCCCUGGUGCCAAGAUGAUGAGGUGUUCUUGGCUAAUGAGGCACAGCGGCAGGAGUACAUUUUAAACCAAGAGGGUGUCAUCUACUUGGGGACUGAAAAUGCAGUCCUAGCACAACCCUGGGACUUCAGUCAGUUUGAGGAGGAUAUUGUUGACAUCUGCUUCACGCUGCUAGAUGUAGGUGAACGCCAUCAACGAGACAAGGAUCACACCCAGCGCAAGAACCCUAUUUACAUCUGCCGCACAGUUGCUGCCAUGCUGAACUGUGAUGAGUUUAGAGGAAUCCUGACAGAAUGUGGGACUGGGCAAUACUAUAAUGGGACACCACCUUCCAAGUGGCUGGGAAGCAGACCCAUCCUCCAGCAGUGGGUUGCAUCGCAAUACAAGCCUGUCCGCUACGGGCAGUGCUGGGUGUUUGCUGCAGUCAUGUGUUCAGUUCUGAGGUGUCUGGGAAUUCCUACCAGGGUGGUCACAGGCUUUACGUGGGCUCACAACACUAACAGCAGCCUGAGUGUGGAUGAGUAUUAUGACGAAGAUGGGACACUGCUUACACAAGACAAGAGUGCCCGUGUCUGGACCUUCCACGUUUGGAACGAAUGCUGGAUGGCACGAGCGGACUUGCUACAAGAGUACAGCGGGUGGCAGGCACUGGAUGCCACCUGCCAGGAAAAAAGCACAGGUCCAUCCUUCUGUGGGCCAGCCCCUGUUCAAGCCAUCAAGAAAGGAGACACAGAAGUUGAUUAUGAUGUCUGCUACUUCUUUGCUGCCCUCAAUGCCAAGUGCCAGGUCUGGAUACAAAAAGCAGAUGACACCCUCAAGCCAGCUCUUGGUAGCACAAAGUACAUUGGCAACAACAUCAGCACCAAGAGCGUGGGCAGUGAACGCUGUGAGGAUAUCACACACAGCUACAAGUAUCCUGAAGGUUCUCUUCAGGGAAAAGAAGUACUUGACAAAGCCUACAGAAAGAUAAAGAAACUUGAGACAACCAGCAGCAGCAGUGAAACACAUUUUAGCUCCAUUCCUACUGCCCUCGAAGAGCCUAACCUCUUCAUCCACCUCCAGUCACAGAGUUCUCCGCUACUGGGACAAGAUGUUCCGCUUUCCAUUGAAAUGUUUAACCACAGUGGUGGAGAAAAAGCUAUUGACCUGAUAGUUGGGGCCCAGUCUCUGCAUUAUAAUGGCAUGCCCAUUACCCAACUUUGGAAGGAAGAGUUUCAUUUUAUCCUCAAAAGCAAUGAAGCUAACAACCUGCAGGUCUCUGUGCCUUACUCACAGUACAGAAAAGAGUUGGGAGAGAACCAUCUGCUUAGGCUGACUGCCAUGCUGAGAGUCGAGGACUCCUUCUACGUACACUUUGCACAGGAAGAGAUCAGCAUUUGUGAUCCUGCUCUCACUAUUGAGUUUCCAGAAAACAUGGUACAGUAUCAGCCAAGCAUAGCAAAGAUCAGCCUCCUGAACCCUCUCACUGAACCCUUGGAGAAGUGUGUGAUAGUGGUGGCAGGGCGAGGGCUCAUUUACAAACAAAGAGAGUACAGGCUGGACUCUGUGCAACCUAAAAGCAUUCGACAGCUGCAAAUCCCAUUCACCCCCACCCAAGCAGGGCCCAGAAGACUCACUGCACAUCUUACCUGCCUUCAACUCCAGAACCUGAAGAGCUACAAAACUAUCGACGUUGCAGCUGCCUGAUGCCCAACUUAGAACAGGUCCUGCAGUCCUGUUUACAAAAGAGUGGUCAUGAUCUGUGCCCUGAUCUUAGGCAAGCAUAGAUGUUAACAGUUUAAUUAAAGUUGUAUUUAAAACCA
This is a messenger RNA of Harpia harpyja (harpy eagle), 2433 nucleotides long. Its product is annotated as protein 4.2-like. Bases 221 to 2317 code for a protein of 698 amino acids. The record is from RefSeq and is a predicted model, not a curated record. NCBI's taxonomy places the organism in Eukaryota, Metazoa, Chordata, Aves, Accipitriformes, Accipitridae. Gene Ontology annotation, molecular function: protein-glutamine gamma-glutamyltransferase activity. Gene Ontology annotation, biological process: peptide cross-linking. The transcript has 13 exons.